AUGCAAUUUUAUUUUUUCAAACAUAUUUUCCUACAACAUUUUAGCAAUGCUAUUUUGUUAUCACAAGAACCAAUUCAUUUGGAUGAUCUGGAUGAUAAGAUAAUACGAGUAUUAAUAUGCAUGCAAAUAUAUGUUAUACUAUUUCCACUUAUUUAUUGCUGGUUCUUUGGUUGUCCAUGCAGUGGUCAUAAUACAAUAGAAAUGGAAUUUGAACGGAGGAAUAAGGAUGAUGAAAAUAGCCGGAAAAGCAGCAAUAUCACUAGAGAAAUGGAAAUAUUACAUCAACAAAAAUUACGAGAUAAACAAAAACGAAUAUGGCAAGAAAAGCAAAUCAAAUCAAAUCAUACCAAUAAAAAUACUCGAACAAUAAGUACCAUUUCUAGUUUACCUGUUCAAUUGAAAGAUUCUCUAACUAUUUCAGAUACUCAAACUAUCACAGAUCAUUCCUCUCCACGGACUAAAUCAUCGAAAUUUCAUUCUUUACAAAAACAAAAUUUAGCUCUGCAAAAAAGUAAAGUUUAA
Molecule: messenger RNA, 522 nt
Organism: Brugia malayi
Lineage: Eukaryota; Metazoa; Nematoda; Chromadorea; Rhabditida; Onchocercidae
Gene: Bm237
Exons: 3
Coding region: 1-522 (173 amino acids)
Source: RefSeq, a predicted model, not a curated record